Xiphophorus maculatus (southern platyfish) is the source of this 3442-nucleotide messenger RNA. It is a transcript of the gene adisspb, whose product is annotated as chromosome 14 C20orf27 homolog. Bases 395 to 919 code for a protein of 174 amino acids. The record is from RefSeq and is a predicted model, not a curated record. The transcript has 6 exons. Lineage: Eukaryota; Metazoa; Chordata; Actinopteri; Cyprinodontiformes; Poeciliidae.
GGAGAGCUUAAUAAUGCAGUGUGUUGGUGCAGGUUACAGCUGCAGCUGUAAACAUAAAUGUUAAACCGGUAGUUAAUAAGAGUGCCGUGAAGGUGGAAGACCAGGAGGCGUGUUCAGGCCACCAUGUGAUCGGAAAUUACCCCUGCAGAGAGAGACAAAGUGCCAAAACAAGGGGAAGCGGAGAGUUUGAGCGGGUUCUUCGGGAUUUAAGGAGCUGCUUUUAUUCAGCAACACUUCCACGGACUCGCUGCUUCGCUUUGUUGUCUUUUCACCGCAGUCAAACCUAGCAAGCCACCUUAGUACGCUAAGGGUUGUUCUGAGGUCAGACUGCUGAAAUGACAAAGCUGUGACAGUGGACAUCCAAGAGUCUUCCUGCUGGCCCAAAUCGAGUGACAUGGCUGCUGCAAAGAAGAGGUGUGCAAAGGUGGGAGGCGUCCGCUUCCCUGAGGAACUUCCCUCAGUUGGAGCAACGUCCCACGUUCAUUUUGACGAAAAGCUGCAUGACUCUGUUGUCAUGGUGACCAUGGAAGAAGACGGCAACUUCAUGGUCAAGGUUGGCUUUCUGAAGACGCAGCAUCGCUAUGAGAUAGUGUUCACCCUGCCGGAGGUCCCAGCGGUGGGUAAAGAUGUGUGUCCGGCUCCUUUACCCAACCCACACCUCAAAAUCACCGACAUCUCAGCAGCACCAGAGGGAGGCCUGAAGAUAACGUGUGAGUACUUGGCCCUGCAGGAGGGGGUUCUCUGCGAGGAGGUGCUGCUGCUGAGCGAGACCAGCGACACCGUCUGCAUCAGGGUCAAAGUUCACGCCAGAGUCAUGGAUCGUCAUCACGGUACGCCCAUGCUGCUGGAGGGGGUUCGCUGUAUUGGCACGGAGCUGGAGUACGACUCGGAGCAGAGCGACUGGCAGGGAUUCGACUGAACCUAAAGUCUCCAACUCCCAGUUGUACCUGCAGAAACACAAACACACUCAUCUGACAUGUCAGAGGUUUACACCCACCUUAAGGCUCAGAAAUGUCAUCUUCUCAUAUAAGAAACAAAAUAAAAGCUUCCAUUCUGAUUUAGACAUGCAGAUUAGUGCGUAGCAGCAUCUUAGCCUGCAGCGAUCACCAUCCUGGCCUCAGUGUUUAAGGUCAGACCUUAAUAUGGGAAACAUUCCUCUGUUUUAAGUGUGCCAGCCGCAGCGUCAGAGCGUUUUCCCACCUGUUCUUGUUGUAAACUGUGUUUUCCUUACUGAACCUGUAGAGGGCAGCAUUACCCUUCAAAUCAGCCUCCAAUCCUCAUCUGUUCUUCUUGUUCUCUAGCUCUUGCCACUCUUGGGUUUUUACUGUUAGGCGUACAUAAGGGCUCAUCCAUCAACUAUUAAAAAAUCUUGGUUCUGAAUGAAGGAACAACUCUGACCUAUUCAGGAAAGUAUGAACACUGAGCUUAUAAUGUCUGUUUAAUGAUAAAAGGGGCACUGUAUACCACUGUAUGUAACACGGCUCCAGUCUGAGGACUACAGUUUAAAGGUUCCUGUAUCUGCAGGGGUUUUUUAUUUAUGUGUGAAAUGCAUUUUUACAUUCUGUAACUGACAUUUCUGUUGUGGUCUCUUGGCUUUAACCUGCCCUCAUCAUUACUACUUCAGAGUAUUUUUGUUGCUUUUCCAUAGCGGCUGCUUAGGAGACCCUUAAAAAUGAGUCAGGGUAUUUUAGUGAGGUCAGACGAGGAAUGCAUGCACAGCAGCUGUAUUAAAGGAAAGAAAAAAAUGACACCUCAUUAUAAGCUCUCCAGGUAGAUGGCACAGAUCUGCAGCCAUGUUUCACUGUUUCCUAAGGUGGAUUUCCUACUUUAGUCAUUAUAAAGAGGUGAUGAUAGUAAGAACUGAGAUGGGGUGUUUUUCCUCAUCCUAUUAAAUCAUUUUUAGCUGUAUUCAUUCAUAUUUGAGUUCCCAAGUUUUACAAAAAUAAACCAUUUAAAUGAGUUACAAUCAAAACAGAAAUGCACUGGAAACGUAAUAAUUUUACUGUAUUAAAUUGAAUUAAAAAUUUGAUUCAGUCAGCAGUUAUAGUUAUAGUUAUAAUGCCAAAUGUUCUGUGAAGAUUGGAGACAUUUCUGUUUUUUAAUGAAAUAUUUUUGUUUUGAUUGGUGUUUUUCCCCGUUGCUGCCCUUGUUCAAGCCAUCUGUCCUUUAACAAAUUCUUCCACAAUGUGAAUAAUCUUAUUUUCUAUUGUAAAUUCCGUUCCAAACUAUUCAAGGGGACAUGUCGUUUUUACAGUUUUCCAUCUCUAGUGUGCUCAGGCUUGUUUGUGAUGCAUAGAUUUAUUUCCAGGUAUGAAAUUGAUCAAUAUUUUUUAAAACGGGAAGAAAGCGAGUACAGGGCUAGAAGUUAGCCGAAAUGUGCUGAAUUGGUUCAUCAGUGCAUAACACAAUGACCGGCUCAGACAAAAUUAGUGACAUCAAAGGCCUCAACUCAAAUUCAUGUUCAUUAAAAGAAGACUAAUGUACUUAUUUACCCAAGGGAAACGUCAGGAGAACUAACCCAACCAGUUUAACGGCUCUGCGGAGAGUCCAAUCAGUAAUUCACUACAGUAGUGAAUGUCUUCUGGUGACAUAAAACCUUAUUUUCAAAUUUUUUAAUUCUGGCAGCAUUCGGGUAAAUGUUGUAAUUUCUGCUCCAGUUCUGACCAACAUUAUUGCUUCCAAUUUAAACUAAAAGUUGUAUUCUUGAGGCCGUUUUUUGAGCCAAGAACGCAUGAUUAUCCAUUAAAAAAAACAAAAUGGCUAAAUGUGAUUUCUGUCUUGCGUUUUUCUAGUUGUAAAAUCUGAUAUAUGCCCUUUAAAUAAGACUGGAAUAUCUUCAAAGCCUUUAGAAACACUCAUGUAACAAAAGUGCCUUUCGAUUCUCCGUCCAGUCUCCCUGUGUUUUAAUACUUCUUGUUAGCUCUCCUUUUUAACUCUCAGACAGGAACACGGUACAUUCCUGAUACACUGAUGAAUAAAGCAUGUUUUGGACUUAAAAAAUAAAGGAACAAUCUGAAUAUCUUUGCCUUCAUCGUCCAGAGCGCUGCCUGUAAACCAACAACCAUCAAGCUUCCACCCAUCUGUCUUUGACCCCUCACAUGAGUGCUUACAGAUCAAGUGCCAUGACCACACAUCUCAUGUAGAUCCUUUUAACGUUUUCUACUUUUAACCUUCUCUUGUUCCUGAAUGUAAUCAGCCUUUCCAAUAAAACAAACGAUCCGCAGUUUCUUCUCUUUGUUGUUUUACCACAAACACUUUAGACUUUAUGGAUCUUUUCUCCAGCACAGUAGGUCAAUGUUCUCUGUUAGUGUCACAGCAAGAAGCUUGGUAGUGUAGUUUUUCAUGAAUGUAGCGCUUCCAUGUGUGGAGACCUGCUUUCCCCGCGGGUGGAAUAUGUAUGUUUAAAUGUCAAAAGCAGAAUAAACAAGUGAGCCUGUUUGAG